AUGACUUCGACAGCAUCAAAAGACACAAAUUCUGCACUUGUCGGUAUACGAUUAGGUGCAAGUAACAUCGUUGUUGCAUAUUUCAAAGAAGGUCGAAGUGAAACGAUUGUUAAUGAGUUAGGUGAUCGUGUUACACCAACAUUUAUUACUUUCAAUGAUGGAAAUGAAACUGCCAUAGGACUUCCAUCAAAACAAGGUCUUAUUCGUAAUCAACAGAAUACAAUCCAAUGGUCACCGCAUUUUCUUGCAAAACAUGAUGAUAAUGAUAUUUUAUUAAGAUAUUAUAAACAAAAAUCGCCUAUUAAUGUUACCGAAAGUAAUAAUAGAAUAGAAUUUUCUUUAACAGUUGAUGGAAAAAUGAAAUCAAUUCAUCUUGAAAUUAUUAUAGUUAAUUUAUUAAAUUAUGUUCGACAACUUAUUCUUUCUGUUACUGGUGCACGUGAAGUACAAGCUGUACUUUCUGUACCUCACCAAAUGACACAAACCAUAAAUCAAGAUCUUAUUCGACUUUGUAUGAAGAAAAGUGGUAUUGAACUUCAUUCAAUUAUUUCCGAUGCUUGUUCAGCUUGUAUGGCUUAUGAAUUAGAUAAAGAUGGUGGGCAUGUUGAAAGUCAUAUUCUUGUUUAUCGUCUUGGUGGUUCAACACAUGAAUGUUCAAUUAUUCGAGCAAUUGGCGGAUGUUUUCAAACAGUUGCAUCAGUAUAUGGAUUUGAAAAUAAUGGUGAUGCUUUUACAGAUCUUCUAACAGAUGUUAUUGCUGAUGAAUUUCAAAAAAAAACUAAAAGUGACCCAAGAUUAGCAUCAAGAUCAUUACUUAAACUUCGUGCUUGUUCCGAACAAGCUAAACAUGUCUUAUCAACAACACCUGUUACUCAAUGCUCCAUUGAUGCAUUACAUGAGGGUAUUGAUUUAGAUUGUAAUGUUAGCAGACUCCGUUUUGAUGGUGUAGCAAAUAAUUUAAUUAAUGAAUGUUUAAAACCGAUUGAUGUUAUACUUGAGAAAGCAAAAUUACAAACAGAUGAUAUUAAAUUGAUUGUUUUGUGUGGUGGUGGUACAAAAGUUCUUAAAUUACGCGAUGCUAUUCAAGAUAGAUUACCUAAUGCUGAUAUGCUUUCGUCAAUUAACGGUGAUGAAGUCAUUGCUCUUGGUGCAGCAAGACAAUGUUAUAUUGAGAAUAAAUAUGCUAAAGUUCAAGUAUCAAAGGAUGAUAAUCAAUUUGAACGUGUUGGUGUUCGAUAUUUUCGUUCCCAUUUAAUAAUAACAGAUGAUCAAAAGAAUGAAAUCAGUGAUAGUGAUAUUGAUGAUGAUGAUAAUGAUGAUGAAAAAGAAAAUGAUCAAUUAGAUAUUGAUUGGGAUAAACAUGAAUCUUAUUUACGUAAACUUAAUUUAAGUGAAUGGAAAGAUCAAGAUCAUUAUAGAGUAUUAGGUUUAGCAAAAUUACGUUAUAAAGCAACACAAAAACAAGUACGUAGUGCACAUAAACAAAUGAUAUUACGUUAUCAUCCGGAUAAAUCUAAACGUAUUGAAAGUGAACGUUUUUCAUUAAUAACUCAUGCAUUUGAACUUUUAUCAAAUCCAACAUUAAGACGAUCUUAUGAUAGUGUUGAUCCUAAAUUUGAUGAUGCUAUACCAAAUCCAACAACAGCUGAUAAUUUUUAUGAAGUAUUUGGACCUGUUUUUGAUCGUAAUGCACGUUGGUCUAUACAUCAACAUGUACCAUUAUUAGGUAAUGAUGAUACAUCAUUUGAACAAGUCAAUAAAUUCUAUCGAUUUUGGUAUGAUUUUUCUUCUUGGCGAGAAUAUUCUUAUAUGGAUGAAGAAGAUAAAUCUCAAGGACAAGAUCGUGAUGAACGACGUUAUAUUGAAAAAUUAAAUCGUGUUGAAAGAGUAAAACGUAAGAAAACUGAAAUGACACGUUUACGUAAUUUAGUUGAUCGUGCUUAUGCACUUGAUCCACGUAUAAAACGACAAAAGAAAGAAGAACAACAACGAAAAGAUGAUGAAAAAUUACGUCGAAAACAAGAAGUUGAUAAACGAAAACAAGAACAAAAACAAAAAGAAAUCGAUGAAGCUAAACGUAUUGCAGAUGAAAAACAACGUACAGAAGAAGAAGCUAAACGUAAACAAGAUGAAGCUAAAAAGGAAAAAGAUGCACAAAAAAAAAUAAUUAAGAAAGAAAAGAAACAAUUACGUGAUUUAUGUAAAGAAGCAAAUUAUUUUAAUGAUAAAGCUGCAGCACCAAAUCUAAAACAAAUCGAACAAAUUGAAACAUUAAUUGAAUAUCUUCCAGUUGAUGAUUUAAAAAUAUUAAAUGCAACAUUACAAGAAGAAAAUGCUGAUAAACGAUCAAUAAUUCUUUCUGAACUUAAAAAAAUGGAUGGACAAAUGCAACAAUCACGUUUAGAACUAUCCCAACAAUCUUCAUCUUCAUCAACAACUUCAUCAUCAAAUUCAGCUGCGGCUAUUAAAUGGACACCAGAAGAAAUUGAAUUACUUGUUAAAUCACUUCGAAUCUAUCCAGCUGGUGUACAAAAUCGUUGGUUAGUCGUUCAAGAAUAUCUUAAACGUAGUGGUGGAAAUCCAAAUCGUAACGUACAAGAUAUAAUGGCAAAAGCAAAACAUAUUGCUAGUGGAAAGAAAGAAGUCGAUGAAAGUUCAGCAUCAUUAGAUCAUAUUGCACUUAAUUCACAUAAACAAUCAGGAAUUGCAGAAACUGAAGCUAAAUUAAAUGCAGUAACAUUGAGUGAACGUGAUGAGGAAACAUCAGUACCAUGGUCAGUUGAUGAACAACGUAUAUUUGAACAAGCAUUACGAACAUAUCCAGCAUCAUUAGGUGCAUCAAGAUGGGAUCAAAUAGCUGAAUGUUUAGCAUCAAGAAAUAAAAAAGAAUGUUUAGAACGUUAUAAAGAAUUAGCUAAAAUGGUUCAAGCUAAAAAAGCUGUCAACAAACCGUAA
Messenger RNA from Adineta steineri, 2955 nucleotides. NCBI's taxonomy places the organism in Eukaryota, Metazoa, Rotifera, Eurotatoria, Adinetida, Adinetidae. The record is from the annotation of a GenBank genome assembly.